Doryrhamphus excisus (bluestripe pipefish) is the source of this 2761-nucleotide messenger RNA. It is a transcript of the gene tmprss15, whose product is annotated as transmembrane serine protease 15. Gene Ontology annotation, cellular component: membrane. The record is from RefSeq and is a predicted model, not a curated record. Gene Ontology annotation, molecular function: protein binding; serine-type endopeptidase activity. NCBI's taxonomy places the organism in Eukaryota, Metazoa, Chordata, Actinopteri, Syngnathiformes, Syngnathidae. Gene Ontology annotation, biological process: proteolysis.
CUGGUUUUGUGGGGAGUUUGGAUUCCCAUCCCUCCCAGCAAUGUUAGGUUCAAGGUGAAGAAGCUAACGGAUGCCUUUCACAGAGAAACACGUGGUGACCACAGCCGCUCCGUCAACACCUGUGACAGUAUCAUGUCCGCCUCAUCAGACUUCCUGUGCUGACCGAUCCAUGUGCAUCGACGCCGAUAGUUUCUGUGAUGGCGUCCAUGACUGUGCUGACGACUCAGAUGAGGAUGCCACCCAUUGUGCAACCCAGUGUGAUGGACAGUUUGUGGUGCUUGGGCCAACGGGAUUGUUGGCUUCUGAGACGCACGACACUGGCGGCUUCUGCCGUUGGAUCAUCAGGGUCCAAAGCGGAUUUUCAGUGAAGAUGAACUUGCAGUUUGUGAGCAAAGGAAAUGUUGCCAUUCUGAGAUUUUAUGAAGGAGUUGGCGCUGAAAAGUGGCUUGCAGCCGAGUUCUCAGGCUCCACCCCUGCGGGGACAGUGUGGCUGCUGACAGACCAAUCCACCGUGGAGUUUUCCUGGCAUGAUUUUACCAGCACGUCGGGAUUCAGCGCCACCUUCCAUGCCGUGAACGUGUCACAGCUCCCCGUCGAGGAGAAGCUAACAUGCACCUUUGAGCGAGGCGUAUGCUUGUGGAGGCAACAUCAUGACGACGACGGCGACUGGCUUCGAACCAGAGGCUCCACCUUCCCUCCACUCAGUGGCCCGAGUGUCGACCACACCCUGGGAAACUUGUCGGGUUUCUACUUGGUUACGCCUCUGAGCCCCGGCCAAUGGCUGAAGAGCUUCAGGAUUCACAGCCUGCCUUUGACUCCACCCCUUCAGCCCGUGUGUCUCCAAUUCUGGUAUCACAUGUUUGGAGAAGACGUCCAUCGUCUUCAAGUCCUGUUGCUCCAAACGUCUCCUUCGCAUCCUCACGGUGUCGUCACCGUGGUCUUUAACAAGGACGGCAACUAUGGUGACAACUGGAAUUACGGCCAGGUGCUCCUCAACCUGACAACAGAAACUCAGGUUGUCUUUCAAGCUCUGAAGAAAGGAGGCAUGAGGAAUGAUAUCGCUUUGGAUGACAUCACACUGACUUCUGAGCCAUGUGGCCCUGCCCCCCCUGAACCAACCAUCGUGCCAACCCCAACCACCACACCCCCCAUGCCAGCUGACUGUGGCGGUCCUUUUGACCUCUGGGAGCCAAACUCGACCUUCAGCUCUCCAAAUUACCCAGAAAACUAUGGACAGGAAGCGCGCUGUGUGUGGACGCUGCACACCGUCCCAGGUGAAAACAUCCAACUUCACUUCCUGGAUAUGCAUGUCGAAGCUCACUAUGACAUGGUGGAGGUGAGGGACGGGGCAGGGCCAAAUUCCACCUUACUGGCCGUUCUCACUGGCAGUGAAGCCCCCGUCUGUGACUUCUUUUCCACAACCAAUCAGAUGACAGUCUGUUUUUUCACGGACAAGUCGGGUCACGGUCGUGGAUUUAAGGCCAACUUUACCUCUGGGCUCAACUUGGGCUCCCCAGAUCCUUGUGCUGAAGACCAGUUCCAGUGUGGGACAGGUGACUGUAUCCAUGGUAACAGUCAGUGUGAUGGCGUGAUGGACUGUCGCGAUGCUUCAGAUGAAGCUGAGUGUGUUGUCUUACCGGGCGUCGCUUCACGUGGUCUCCAGUUUCUGAUUGGCUCUUCUCUGUUCACCGUGUGUGCGGACACCUGGAGUCCUCACCUGUCAGACUUCACCUGUCAGUACCUGGGACACAGGUCUGGGUGGAGCACCCUGCAGCCGGCCAUGACAGGAGAUUCGCCUUUCGUGAGUGUCAAGGUCACUGGGGAUGGCGGUCUGGAAUCCAGCGUGAGUGAAAGUUGUGCUGGCGACCACGUGAUUUCUCUCCACUGUGACAACCAGCCAUGCGGCGCUCGUUUCAUUGCCAAUGACAGCGUGGACCAAUCGGUGGCCAGGGAAGGUGAGGUCAAAGUGGUGGGCGGGGCUGACAGUGAGAAGGGAGCGUGGCCAUGGAUGGUGUCACUGCAUUGGAAGGGUCGACAUGUGUGCGGCGCUGCUUUGCUGGGCAAUAAUUGGCUGCUGACUGCCGCCCACUGUGUGUAUGGGAAGGACCACCCCCUCCACUUGUGGUCGGCAAAGUUUGGACUUCAUACUCAGAGUGACACGAACGACGUUGAAACGCGCCAACUUGAUCGCAUCAUCAUCAACGACCGUUACAACCGACAAAGCAAAGAUAGCGACAUCGCCAUGAUGCACCUAAAGAUGCCCGUCAACAUGACUGAGUUCAUACAACCAGUGUGUUUACCUGAAAAAGGGCAAGAGUUCCCAGCAGGAAGGAAAUGUUUCAUUGCUGGUUGGGGACGAGAUGCUGACGGUUCUCUCCCUAAUGUUCUCCAGGAGGCCAUGGUCCCACUGGUAGACCAGGCUGAGUGUCAGCAGUGCUUGCCGGAGUACCGUAUUACCUCCAACAUGCUGUGUGCAGGAUACCGAGAGGGCGGAGUGGACUCUUGUCAGGGUGACUCUGGAGGUCCGCUCAUGUGUUGGGAGGAUGGAUACUGGACUCUAAUUGGUGUCACGUCGUUUGGCAUCGGUUGUGGUCAACCUGACCGGCCUGGCGUUUACGCUCGUGUCUCGUCCUUUGUGCAUUGGAUAGCUCAGACCCGACGCUCCUCCUUGCUGUGGAGGCCAUGACCACUGAUGACAUCAUCAAACUGCAGCUGCUCUGAUUGUCUGCAUCACAGAAUGAAAGCUUUUAGUUUUAUCAUG